AUGUUCACAGCAACCAUGUCGCCAGCUAUCGAAAGACUUGCUCGUGCGUAUCUGCGGCGGCCUGCCGUGGUCCACAUCGGUUCCGCUGGCCGACCUACAGAAAGGGUAGAACAGAUUGUUUACAUGAUAUCAGAGGAUAAGAAGAAAAAGAAGUUGGUGGAAGUUUUGGAGCAACAUUUCGAACCACCUAUCAUCAUCUUUGUUAACCAAAAGAAGGGUGCUGAUUUAUUAGCAAAGGGACUGAGCAAACUGAACUUUAACCCAGUUGUUCUUCAUGGUGGUAAAGGUCAAGAGACCAGAGAAUACGCGUUACAAGCACUCAAAGAAAAAACCAAGGAUAUUCUUGUUGCAACAGACGUCGCUGGAAGAGGUAUCGACAUUAAGGACGUAUCUCUUGUACUGAACUACGAUAUGGCUAAAUCGAUAGAGGAUUACACUCAUCGCAUUGGACGAACAGCUGUGCAGAUCGUCAUUGGGGUCUUCUUGGUACCUAGCCUUGCUGUAUAA
Strongylus vulgaris is the source of this 507-nucleotide messenger RNA. Lineage: Eukaryota; Metazoa; Nematoda; Chromadorea; Rhabditida; Strongylidae. The record is from the annotation of a GenBank genome assembly.